AUGGACUCGACACUGAAGUGCCGGACCUGCGGCGCCGCGGGCGAAUGGAACUUUUCGAAAAACGACUUGGGCGAGAGUGUGUGCAAUCUGUGUGGGACGCAGAGCUUCCAACAAAGCCGCAAUGAGACACAGGACGACGACGAUGCGUUCACCUUUGGCGCCCGCACGAAACGCAUCCGCAGCGGUGGUCGACGUGAGCCCAAGCAGGCCAAGCUCAAGCGAAAGCGACAGCUCAUCACGCUUGACAACUGUCUCCAUGUGGUUCAAAGCAUGCUGCAUAUUCAAGCGCAAGCGUUGGCAAGACUUGUCCACGACCCCGAGUUGCCGGCCACGGUGCAGUCAUUGUGGUUCCACUUUCUGCGCAUGUGGGACGUGUCGGGGUCGCGGCCGCUGCUGAAUGUGUUUCUUGACUUUAGCAGUGCCCAAGCCGCAGACAGACAGCGCCUCGAAGACAGCGGGUACGAGACCGACUGGAACUUGCAUCUCAAAGGCACACAGGACGCCAAAGUGUUCUCCAAGUUCAGCUAUCGCCACCUCCUGGGACUGCUCUACUUGGCCUGCCGCGUGCGGCAACUGGGUGUGCUCACAAGUGACAUCUUCUUUUGGGUAUCGACCGGGCAGCUUCCAUUUGCCAACGUGCUCGCGCAGCUGCCGCCGGACCUCCAAGCCAGUGUCGACCCCGUGCGCGGGUACUUCAACGCGAAAACCAAACCCAACACUGUGUGUGCGUCCGUGGUUGCCCAGCACGCCACGUACCUCCACUACCACCUCGACUUGAAGCUGCCGCCGUUCAACAGCGGCCUCGCCUGUGUCAACCUGUGCCGGUCGUUUCAGUUUCCACCUGCAGUGUGGGUCCAUCACACGCAGCUCAUGGCCGAGUACUAUCGGCACUCGACUGCCCAAGUCAUGGACCCGCAGCAUCUGCACCAUCCGUACAUCCAGUGCGAAGUCGAUUUCAUCGGCGCGCUAGUCGCCGCGCUCAAGAUGACUCCUCGGUGGAACGUAUGGCAGUACAAUAACGUCCGUCCUCAGUACAACGCCCCACAAGUCGACGACAGGAGGACCCCUCUCAACCCGCUCCGACCCAACGACCUCCACGAGCCGCCGUCGUCAAUGGUAGUCUCGUGCUUCCCCGACGAUGGGACCCCCGUCCUGCGCAGCCACUUGCCCGCCCUGGUCGACCUCUGCCGCCAAAGUCUCGACGCUAAGAAGGCCCCCGUGAAGCUGCCGCGGGCGCUCGAGGCCCACGUGCAGGCCCUGGACCGUCUCGGCCGCGAUACGUCGGACAUGUCGGCGACGGCGGCGCUGAAUCCGGUGGCGGCGUUUGCACCGCAUUAUGACCGCGGGGUACCUGUGCCGGAUCCGACCACGGGGCGAUGGCCGUGUGAUGACGUGGCUGGAGAAGUAGGGGGCGAAGAAGGAGAUGACCAGUGCUGCUUUUAUCCGAUUUACCAGCAACAGCUGCGCACGUCUGGCCUGGGCGCGUGGCAUGCGCCGCUAGAGUACGUCGUGGACAUGCUGGCCAAGUACAUGGACGUGCCGCCGGGGGUUGUGAGGGACGCAAUAGAGACCAUCGAUCGCACGAUUAGCACUCGACAUGUGUUUUAAAUAUAGAAACGUUGUCACUGGUCGACUUGAACGACGGCUACCUGCGAUGCCGUUGUGGUGCCAACACUACUACUACUACUAGUAAUAGCCACAGUAGUAGUAGUACUAGCG
Molecule: messenger RNA, 1719 nt
Organism: Aphanomyces astaci
Lineage: Eukaryota; Oomycota; Saprolegniomycetes; Saprolegniales; Verrucalvaceae
Exons: 2
Coding region: 1-1608 (535 amino acids)
Biological process (GO): nucleolar large rRNA transcription by RNA polymerase I; RNA polymerase I preinitiation complex assembly
Cellular component (GO): RNA polymerase transcription factor SL1 complex; RNA polymerase I core factor complex
Molecular function (GO): RNA polymerase I core promoter sequence-specific DNA binding
Source: RefSeq, a predicted model, not a curated record